AUUGACGUGAUUUUUUUUUCGAAAGAAAAAAUUGGACUGACGUGUUUCUUUAUUAUUAAAAAAAUACCUUGGUCUGGCAGUCCUUGCUGAAAGAAUACCUGCGGCAGCGACGGUCGAUGACUCGACGGGAAGAAGAAAGUCCGAGUCGGACUUGAAGCAUCCGGCGACGCACACAGACGGUAGACGCAGAGAGUAUCGGGCAUCUGCUGGACGGCUAUUGGGCAUUUAGGUGAGGCGGCGAGCUUCAGAUUUAAUCGCUGCCAGAGACCAGAUUGUUCUGCGUAGUUGGUUGCUUUUGUUCUGAUGGAGGAACCAAAGCCGAAGUCAUCUAAGCGAGCUGACUCUGAAAAGGAGGUGGAGGGGCCUAGACGGAAAAGCCACCGUGACAGGGAUGGCCACUCUGACCGAGAUAAAGAGAAGAGUGGAGAGCGGCAUAGAGAUAGAGACCGGGAACACUACCAUGAUAAGAAGGAUCGCCGUGAUAAGGAGAAGGUAGUUGAGGAUAUGUACAAGGAAAGACACAGGGAAAGGGAGAAGGAGAAGCACAGGGAUAAGCAUAAAGAGAAAGUGCGGGAAAGAAGUAGCAGGGACAAGGCCGGUAAAGAUGAAGAAAAGGAUAGAUCGGACAGAGAGAGUGCUAGGGAAAAGCGCGAUAAAGAGAGGGAUCGUGAAAGAGAGAAAGAUAAGGUGAGGGAUCGUGAAGGAGAGAAAGAAAAGGAACGGGAUCAGGAGAGAGAAAAAGAAAAUGAGAAGGAUCCUGAAAGAGAAAGGCAGAGAGAGAAAGAAAGGGAUAAGAAUAGGGAAAAAGAAAGGGAAAGGGAGAAGCAAGAGAAGGAUAAAAGGGACAAGGAUAGGGAAGACAAGGAAAGGAACAGAGAGAAGAAGGUUCGUGAAAAAGAGAAGCGCCAUGAUUAUGUCACUGAUGAUGAUGAUAAUGAUGCCAAUGCAAGACAACUUGAAAGAAAAAGGAGGAGAAGGCAUGAACAGAGAAGCAGGGAUCAUGAACGAAGUAAGCCAUCUAGUAAGGUUAUUGAUGACAACGGAAAUGUUAGCCCACCUAAAAAAAGUGACAAUGAAUCAUUGGAAAAGAAACAGAAGAAUCUGGAAGAAGAGCAAGCUGAGGAACAAAGGAAACUUGAAGAUGAUAUGGAGAAGCGAAGAAGGAGAGUUCAGGAAUGGCAGGAGUUGAGAAGGGUAAAGGAGCAGUCUGAGAGAGAAAAGCUUGGAGUCGCAGCAAUGAGCGAUGAACCCAAGUCAGGCAAGACUUGGACAUUGGAAGGAGAAUCUGAUGAUGAAGAUGCAGUGUUUGAGGAAAAACAAGGCAUUGAUAUGGAUGUAGAUGAAUCUGCUAAGCCCUUGGAUGGAAAUGGUUCUGUCCUAGUAAGUUCGAACGCCUUGUCUGAUUUAGAAGUUUCACAGAAUGCUGAAAAUGAUGCUCCUAUGGAUGAUGAAGAAAUUGACCCGUUAGAUGCAUACAUGAAUGCUAUGGUGUUGCCUGAAGUUGAAAAGCUGAACGAUGUUGAGACCACUGUUGAAUAUACAAAAUCUGGUUUGGAAGACGGAAAUGCUAUAAGGAAGAAAGAGCAACCCAGGAAAGGCAUCCGAAAACCAAUGGGAAGAAUCAUGCCUGGUGAAGACUCUGAUUCAGAUUAUGAUGAACUUAGGAAUGAUGAAGAUCCUUCGGAUGAUGAAGAUGAUGAAGAAUUUAUGAAACGGGUUAAGAAGACCAAGGCUGAGAAACUAUCUAUAGUUGACCACUCAAAAAUUGAAUAUCCUUCUUUCCGGAAGAACUUUUAUAUUGAAGUAAGGGAAAUUUCAAGAAUGACCUCUGAAGAGGUGGCCUCUUACAGAAAGCAAUUGGAACUGAAGAUCCAUGGAAAAGACGUGCCGAAGCCAGUUAAAACGUGGCACCAAACUGGAUUAUCCACUAAGAUUUUGGAUACAAUAAAGAAACUUAAUUAUGAAAAGCCAAUGUCAAUCCAGGCUCAGUCUUUGCCAAUAAUUAUGAGCGGCCGAGAUUGUAUUGGCAUUGCAAAGACGGGUUCUGGGAAAACAUUAGCUUUUGUGUUGCCAAUGUUGAGACAUAUUAAGGAUCAGCCUCCACUUGCUUCUGGGGAUGGACCAAUUGGGCUUGUAAUGGCCCCUACACGAGAGCUUGUGCAGCAAAUACAUAGUGAUAUAAGAAAGUUUGCUAAGGUUAUGGGCCUUAGCUGUGUUCCUGUGUAUGGAGGCUCAGGUGUUGCUCAGCAAAUUAGUGAGUUGAAAAGAGGAGCAGAGAUUGUUGUUUGCACUCCAGGUAGGAUGAUUGACAUACUUUGUACUAGCAGUGGGAAAAUUACCAAUCUGCGAAGAGUCACUUAUUUGGUCAUGGAUGAAGCUGACCGGAUGUUUGAUAUGGGUUUCGAACCUCAGAUCACAAGAAUUGUUCAAAAUACGCGUCCUGACCGCCAAACUGUAUUGUUUUCUGCAACUUUUCCUCGUCAGGUUGAGGCAUUGGCACGCAAAGUACUCAACAAACCUAUUGAAAUUCAGGUAGGUGGAAGGAGUGUUGUAAACAAAGAUAUUGCCCAAUUAGUUGAGGUGAGGCCAGAGAGUGAAAGGUUCCUUAGACUGCUGGAAAUACUUGGAGAAUGGUCUGAGAAAGGAAAAGUUUUGGUAUUUGUCCACUCUCAGGAGAAAUGUGAUGCUUUAUUUAAGGACUUGCUAAAGCAUGGUUAUCCAUGCCUUUCACUUCAUGGGGCAAAAGAUCAGACUGAUCGUGAGUCCACUAUUGCAGAUUUUAAAAGUAAUGUAUGUAACCUGUUGAUUGCUACUAGUAUCGCUGCUAGAGGUUUAGAUGUAAAGGAUCUUGAUCUGGUGAUCAACUUUGAUGCUCCAAACCAUUAUGAAGACUAUGUUCACCGUGUUGGACGUACUGGGCGAGCUGGUAAUAAAGGCUGUGCUAUCACAUUUAUAUCUGAAGAGGAUGCAAGAUAUGCACCUGAUCUUGUAAAAGCUCUAGAACUCUCUGAGCAAGUUGUUCCUGAUGACCUGAAAGUGCUCGCUGAUCGUUUCAUGGCAAAGGUUAAUCAGGGACUUGAACAGGCUCAUGGUACUGGUUAUGGAGGCAGUGGCUUUAAAUUUAAUGAAGAGGAAGAUGAGGUGAGGAAAGCCGCAAAGAAAGCUCAGGCAAAAGAGUAUGGCUUUGAGGAAGACAAAUCAGAUUCAGAGGAUGAAGAUGAAGGAAUUAGAAAAGCAGGGGGUGAUGUCUCUCAGCAGGUGGCUGUAGCUGCUGCUCUUGCUGCGGCUACAAAAGCAGCAAGUGCAUCUCAACAUGCAGGUCCUGUCCCAAUUUCUCAGAUGCAGCAUCAUAAUGGAGUACCCGGACCCCUUUCCAAUAUUCUUCAAGGUAAUGGACUCCUAAUUGCCCCUAACGAUAUAUCAGCUACAACAGCGGCAUUUCUUGCUGCGAAGAAUUUGCAGCAGAACUUGGCUAAGCUUCAGAAUGAGGUCAUGCCUGAGCAUUAUGAAGCCGAGUUGGAAAUUAAUGAUUUUCCUCAAAAUGCUCGUUGGAAAGUGACACACAAAGAGACCCUAGGUCCUAUUUCAGAAUGGACUGGAGCUGCCAUCACUACCAGGGGCUAUUAUAUCCCACCUGGGAAGGUACUUGGACCAGGGGAAAGAAAAUUAUACUUGUUCAUCGAGGGCCCUACAGAGCAAUCUGUCAAGAGGGCAAAGUCUGAGUUGAAACGUGUUUUAGAGGACAUAACUAUGCAAGUAACAUCACUUCCAGGCUCAGCUCAGCCAGGGCGAUACUCAGUUGUGUAAGAAUGCUGGGUUGUUUAUCUGUUGUUCCUGUAUAAGCUUCGAUCUUUCCUAAGAAAUGCAUCAAAAGAUUGUCUGUUUUGAGAAGAGCCGCUGUAUUAAGUUGGGAUUGCUUUUAUUUCAGUUGACAUGGUGAGCUAUAAGAAGAAUUGGUGUAGGCUUGAAACCUUUAUGGUAAGCCUUCUAUCUGAUAAAACUUUUAAAUUUGUUGGAUAGUGAAUAUAGUUUUCAAUGACUUGUAUUUACUUGCGGGUGAGUUCAAUUUUAAGAAUUGUCUUCACCUUUAAUUUUGUAAUUGUCCACAACCGCAGUUUUGCUGCUCUCUUAAAUGCAGCGCGUAAACUUGAUUAUGGUUCACACCAUGUUUGUCAAAUACACGGUAGUAAUACACAAGUCCACUCGCUGAUCAAUCUAUCUCCAUAUGGUUUAUGUAGUUUUUCUCCCAAACCUUUAAUCCAUUUGCUCAUAUAUUACAGCAAUGAAGACUGAAUAGAGAGGAUAUUAAGAUCCUGACUCAGCCAUCAAUUUUUACCUUUGUUAGUAUAGAUGUAUUGGUUUGAUGAGUUUUUCCCCCAAUUUCAAGUCCUCUAAUUGUCGGAUUUGUCGUGGUAAUGAAAUUUGGGUCAUAGCUUUGAAUGUUUCUCCAUAGUCCUCCGGUUAUGGUGAUAAACAAUUAAACACACUUUCGUUACCGGUCUUCCCAUUUUUGUAAUCAUCUAACUGUUGUGCUUUCAGCUGGUUUGUCUCCAAUUACAGGCUUGAUGUUCUCUUUAUUCACACUAUCCCUUUUGUGUAACAAUGUGCUAUGAUGAAAGAUUCAAUUCAGUUGUAAUUCCAUUUUUUUGUAAUUUAAUACUCCUUAUAUAAUUAAUACUACACCAAUUUAUUAAUUGCAAUAGCUUAAUCUUUGCACUA
This is a messenger RNA of Cuscuta epithymum, 4719 nucleotides long. The record is from the annotation of a GenBank genome assembly. Lineage: Eukaryota; Viridiplantae; Streptophyta; Magnoliopsida; Solanales; Convolvulaceae.